Didymodactylos carnosus is the source of this 414-nucleotide messenger RNA. Lineage: Eukaryota; Metazoa; Rotifera; Eurotatoria; Philodinida; Philodinidae. The record is from the annotation of a GenBank genome assembly.
AUGCAUGUCGAUUUCGACGCGCAAGAGGUUGAGAAGGAUCCAUGUUAUGUUGAGCAAGCGAGAAAAAGAGAAGCGGUGAUGCAAGGUUAUAUGCGAGCAAGAGAAAUUACGGAACAAAUAUUGACAACAGAUUAUGGACAGAUUACAGCAUAUUAUAAGACAUUAGCAGAAGCGAGUCGAUUUAGAAGAGUUAAUGACGUUUUAAAACAGACUGCUCAACGUUCGAGUUGGAGACUUGAAUUGUUUCCAAAAAUUAAACGUUACAAUUCACUGUUAUCAUCAGCAUUUUCAAAUGAUAAAUCUGUUAAAAUAGCCGAAAUUAAUCUGACUAAACAUCAUUUAAGAAUUGAUAAAUUACACCCGAAUGACGAUGGAAAUAAACAAAUAACAAGUAUACUAAAAGACAUACUUUAG